This is a messenger RNA of Maylandia zebra (zebra mbuna), 4971 nucleotides long. It is a transcript of the gene adarb2, whose product is annotated as adenosine deaminase RNA specific B2 (inactive). Gene Ontology annotation, biological process: adenosine to inosine editing; RNA processing. Gene Ontology annotation, molecular function: double-stranded RNA adenosine deaminase activity; double-stranded RNA binding; tRNA-specific adenosine deaminase activity. The record is from RefSeq and is a predicted model, not a curated record. Gene Ontology annotation, cellular component: cytoplasm; nucleolus. NCBI's taxonomy places the organism in Eukaryota, Metazoa, Chordata, Actinopteri, Cichliformes, Cichlidae.
CAGUAUGCUGUCGGCAUUGAUCGCUCCCUUCAAGUACAUAAGCCCUGGGACCAGCAGCACAGAGGACGAGGACAGUUUAAGCACCAGCAGUGCAGAGGUGAAGGAAAACCGCAAUAUUGGUAACUUAGAGGAUCGCUCCAUAGGGCCCGGGGAGUGUCAGUCAACAAGAAGCGGGAGUUCUGGUCUGAAGAGGAAACGGCCACUGGAGGAAGACAAUAACGGGCACCUGUGUCAACUCCGUCUGAUCUAUAAGAAACUGUCCUGGUCUGAGGCUCCAAAGAACGCGCUGGUACAGCUGAAUGAGCUGCGGCCCGGCCUGCAGUACCGGAUGGUGUCUCAGACGGGCCCUGUCCACGCUCCCGUCUUCUCCAUCGCUGUGGAAGUCAACGGGCUGACCUUUGAGGGCACAGGCCCCACGAAGAAGAAAGCCAAGAUGAGGGCCGCAGAGCUGGCCCUCAAGUCCUUCAUCCAGUUCCCCAAUGCUCCUCAGGCCCACCUAGCCAUGGGAAACAUUUCAAACCCUUCAGCCGACUUCACCUCAGACCAGGCCGACUUCCCCGACACGCUCUUUAAGGAGUUUGAGUCUUCGUCGUGCUCCGACCGCCUCUCGCUCUGCAACUCGGAAACCGAAAGCGAGUUGCUUUCCAGCGAGCUGCUCAGACACGGGCGGUUGCUGCGCCACACCUUGGACCUGAUGGUGCAGGCGCAGCAGAGGCUCGGUGGAAUUGUCCAAGAGUCCGAGGCCCCUAAGAGCCCCGUGGCUGUGCUCAAUGAGCUGCGGCCGGGCUUGCGCUACGCCUGUCUUUCGGAGCGAGCCGAAGGCCGACGACUGCGCAGCUUUGUGAUGGCUGUGCGUGUGGACGGGCGGAUUUUCGAGGGCUAUGGCCGCAGCAAGAAGCUGGCCAAGAAUCAGGCAGCCCAGUAUGCUCUUCAGGCCCUCUUCAACAUCAGGACGGCCCCCGAGGGGAGAACAGGUCUCAAAGCCAGCAGGCAGAGUUGUCCUCAUUUACCCCAGGACUUUGCUGAUUCAAUAUUCCACUUGGUGAGGGAGAAGUACCGGUCGCUGGUGGGCGGCUGCAGUCCUGUGCACGCUCGGCACAAAUCCCUGGCAGGCAUCGUAAUGACCCGAGGCCUGGACCUGAGACACGCCCAGGUGGUGGCGUUAUCUACUGGCACCAAGUGCAUCAACGGAGAGUAUCUGAGUGAUCAGGGACAAGUAGUCAAUGACUGUCACGCUGAAGUCACAGCCCGACGAGCCUUGCUACGCUUCCUCUACUCCCAACUUGAACUCUUCGUGAGUAAAAGGCCGGAGGACUGGGAGGAGUCGAUAUUUGUACACCACAAAGAGUGCGGCUACAGGUUGAGAGACAACAUCCAUUUCCACAUGUACAUCAGCACCUCGCCGUGUGGAGACGGGAGGCUCAACUCUCCAUACGAAAUCACCGCUGACCUGCACAGCAGCAGACACUUAAUGAGGAAGCAUCGGAGUCACCUGCGGACUAAAAUCGAGUCAGGCGAGGGGACGGUGCCGGUGCGUUGCCGGGGACCCGCCCAGACCUGGGACGGUGUCCUUCAGGGUGAACAUCUCAUCACCAUGUCCUGCACAGACAAGCUCACCAGAUGGAACAUCCUUGGCCUGCAGGGGGCAUUGCUGAGCCAUUUUGUGGAACCAGUGUACCUGCAUAGCAUGACCGUUGGCAGCCUGCGUCACACGGGCCAUCUGGGCAGAGUUCUGAACCAGCGUCAGGAGCGCCUGGGCCCACUGCCUGCCACAUACAGACGCAACCAGCCCCUGCUCAGCGGCUUGAGCAGUGCCGAUUAUCAGCAGCCGGGGAAGGCGUCGUGUGUGAGCGUCAACUGGACGUUGGGUGACGCACAGUUGGAAGUGGUCAACACCGCAACUGGACGGAGACGAGACUCAGGGACACCCUCACGUCUCUGCAAGCACGCCCUGUUCACCCGCUGGAACAGACUGUACCGCAAGUUGGGGAUCCACGCGUCCAGCUCGGCGGACCGCCAGCUCAUGUACGGCGAGGCCAAGAUGGCGGCGCGCCCUUACCAGACAGCGAAGCAGCAGUGGUUCAGGUCUCUGCAGGAAAUGGGCCUCGGCACCUGGGUCAAAAAACCCCCAGAGCAGGAGCAGUUCCUGCUGUCGGACUGAGUGAGAGAGAGAGUGUGUGUGAGGGUGUGUUUGUUUAAGCAUCUCUUUUUUUUAGGGUCCAAUGAGUCUAUGUUUCACAACCCAGUUUAACCUCUAAACUCAAGGCUGUCAGCCCAGCAUGUGUGUGUGUGUCUGCAUUUCAUUCUCCACGUACACCCAGGACGGCAGGCGGAAGGUUGACUGGACGUCUGAAAAGAAACGGGACACGAGGGUGGAGUUGGUGUUCUUUAAGCACACAAACACACGAGUUUAAGCAAACACCCACCUAAAUGUGACCCACCACCACCACCCCCAAGCUCUUCUGUGGCUGUCAGGGAAGGGUGGGGUAACCUUGAGCGGGGAUGAAAGGCAGCCACUAUCUUGUCAUCAGCUAUUUCCGGGCCCCAAGGCUCCCGCUGAGGAGUAGAGCCACGGGGGAGAGAGCGAGACAGACAGAAGCAGAGGGAAAAAAGAGAGGGAGAGGUCCUCGUCCAAUUACCGGCCCUGUCAGAGUGACGGGUGAUAGAGAAAGAGGAAGGGAAGAACGAGUGAGGAAAAAGAAGGACGGAGCGUCGCUUCAGAGCUCACCUUUCUCUCUCUUCCUCGUUCUAUCUCUGUCCUCCUCCUCUUAACUCACCCUUUGACUCUCCGUCGCUCCCUCCUUUGCCCUCUUUUCUGUCUCCUCCCUUGCCUCCACCUCCUCGUCCUUCUCUCCUCACCUCUUCCCGCCACGCUUGGAGUUUAACAUGACACGAGGACAGGUUAAUACACCACCCUUUUUUUCCCCCAUCCCUCCCUUCCUCUCAUCUUCACCCCUCUGGGUAAAAAGAGAAAGCGAGGUACAUAAACGCAGCCAUUACAGCUUGCCCUGAGUGCGUGGAGUGAUGGAGGAGAAGGGGGAGUGGUGUAUUUACUCUCCUCCUUUUGUCUUUUGACCUGCCUGACCUGAGUUUUUGUUUUGUUUCGUUUUUUUCCACCUGGUUUCAUGCCCGUUUCCACGCAUCUUAAUCGCUAAUCUUGUCGCCACCAAUAGCAGCUGCUUAUGGAGGCGAGUCAUCAGCCUUGAUGCCCCGAGCAAGCUGUCAUUCUGUGGUCAUGACCACCUUGGAGUGAAGUUUGUUUUGUUUCUUUUUGUAAAUUUGCACCUCACACUAUUUUAUGUCUUUGCAUAUUUCAUGAACGCAGCAUUUUACGUGAUUUUUUUCCUUUUUUUGUCCUUUUAAAUCAGUUAAAUGUUUAUAGUCUUCGUAUUGCUCUGUCAUUGCCGUUUUUGUCUCUAGUCAAGGUAGCGCUGCGGCCCAGUUCAGAGUAGUGAGAGUGACAUCUAGUGGUCGCUCUUGUGUUUUGUCCUGCCCCUGCUGUGAGCCCCUGUCCUGGCAGCAUUACAGUGUCACAGCUGGAGAGCUAAGCCUUUACUGGAGAUCAGACGACUGGACACACGGGCGGCUUUACACAAAAACUGCAUGUGGAAGAGUUUCUUCUUACAUUUGAAAUUUUAAAAAGCUGCAGAAGUGAUUCUCCACAUAAAAAUGUGUUUAACAAAAUGCUUAAAAACUGGGCAGUUUGCACUCAAACACACUGUGUGACAUCCCCUUUUACCUAAUUAUGCACCCCUGCCUGAGAGACCAGGCCUCAGGGUUUAUGUUGCUCCCUAAACCUGGAUUUAUUAUGAUCGUAUUCAUAAUGACAUUAUGAUCACCUGUGCAGCACUGAGUGACUGGGUGUUGUUGUGAUUGGACUUUGCGAUGAAGAUUAAUAGCACUGGAGCUGCCGUCUAUAGGUGACUCUUAGUGACCACCACCUCUGUGGAGUCACUGUAUUCACAUUCUUUCAUUCAUGCUGGCAGCCGUUGUUGUGAGCAGCAUAAUCGCCUUGUUAGAUGUUUAAGAAGGAGGCCAUUCAUCCUUGCUGUUGUCCAAACGGUGAGAAAACGCAGACCGUCAGUCGCGCUUCCUGCAGGCCCCAGAUGUGUGUUUACAUGUUAGAGGAGGCAAAGUUACCGUAAGCUAGAAGAAUGCACCGGGUUUUUUAAAAGUUUCUUGACAAAGUCUUAAUAUGAGUGGAAACUGUGUCAUUGUGUAUAAAUCCAGCUUUAGUAAUGGCAGUUUUAAUAGAUUCAACUUCAUAUGGACCUGUUACGCUCAUUUCUGUAUUUUUAUUCUUGCUUUGCAUUAGCCACACCAUUCUAUCUUUAUCUUAAACUGGGACUAAGUGCAGCCCGUUGUUAUCUGAAAUAAGCCAUUCUACCUCCUCUCCUGUUAAAGCUCCUUUUCGGAAAUACCCUCUGCAGAAUUGAAGCUGAAUUUUCACCCCCAGGGGGCAGCGAUUUCCCCCAGGCUGUGCUGAGGUGUUUCAGAUGCAUGCUGAUGUUUAGCUUGUCCUUCUGGCUACACCCAUAUCCUCAAAAUGCUCCAAUCAUAGGUAACUUCCUUCUCAAGUUAUCACGUUAACAAGAUUUUCAGAAAACUUGACCUCUGACCUUGACGUUGAGGUCGAAGUCAUCCAGUCUUUAAGUGAUGGCGUGAUGAACCCUGCUUCCGGGCCCAAACUACUCUGGAUUUAAUAAGGCUGUUGUGCCUCUCUCGGUUUUUAUUACUGCUAAUCAUUUUAAAGCGCAGUUUUCAAAACCUUAUGAUGCAACUACAGCCCAGCCCAUGCAGCAGCAGUAUAUGAAUGUCUAGCCUCCUAUUGAUGGAUUAUCUCAGUGGUUCUCCUGACUGACGUUUGGUCCGUUUGCAGCAUCCUGUUUGCAGCAUCCUGUCAUGUGAUUGCAUUUGUCCCUAACCACUGUGAACACUCACGUUAACUUUAUCGAGUGGAAAAAAGUCCUC